This is a messenger RNA of Triplophysa dalaica, 1247 nucleotides long. RefSeq names its product RPA interacting protein (gene rpain). The coding region runs from base 474 to 1154 and encodes 226 amino acids. The transcript is spliced from 8 exons. Gene Ontology annotation, cellular component: PML body; nucleus. The record is from RefSeq and is a predicted model, not a curated record. Gene Ontology annotation, biological process: protein import into nucleus. NCBI's taxonomy places the organism in Eukaryota, Metazoa, Chordata, Actinopteri, Cypriniformes, Nemacheilidae.
UCGAGAGAGUAAUGCCAUGUGAAGGUUCAAGCCACACCUCAACUCUCCUGCUGAAACGAAGGGUCAAAGAUCAAACGCGUGUGUUGGCAAAAAUGAUCAAAACUAUCUGGUUGAGUUGGUGGUUUGGAAGCAAGGAACUAGGCCUACAUUUCUAUCACAAGAAAAUAAUUUAAGUCAAAUCUUUAAUUAUUUAAUUAUUUAUGUUAAGUAUUGUAAUUUAUUUAAAAAUAUAAUAAUUAAAUCGCACUAUAUAUUUAAGAUUAAAAGCGGUCAGAGACAGAAUAUUUUUGAUAUUUUUAGGCGCAGAGGCUUCGGACUACAAUUACCAUGAGCCAUGAAAUGACUUCCGGGUGUCAGUUACGCCACCGGAAGUGUAAAAGUCGUUGAUUGAGCGCCAGCCGUCAGUUGUUUUCGUGUUUUUAAGGAAUAAAAACUGCUGGUGGGGUUUUAUAUCUUCAUUAAUCCUCCCGAACAUGGACGCGGUUCAAAGACACAGAUCCAUGUAUAAAGGCACUACGCCACCAUGGAAAGAGACGUACAGAAAGCGUUGUGUGGAGAGGUUGAAGAACAGCAGGUCCAGGUUACUGGAGAAGUUCCGUCAGAUGGGAGACAGUUCAGACCCAUCCAAGCGAUCUCUGCUGGUGCAGGAGGUGAUGGAAGAGGAGUGGAGCGCCCUGCAGUCCUCCAGCAACGGUCUCCCAUCACUGUGGAAUGGACACGGCAUCAGGGAGGUGUACACCGCCCAGCAGGAGUAUGAUGAACUGUCUGCGUUUGAGGAGAUUCAGCAGGAGCUUAUAGCACAAGAACUUUCUAUCCUAGAGGAAUAUCAGAACAACAUGCAGUAUGAAGAACAUUAUUUAAACUCUAUGUUGGAGAAAAUGGAGCAGAAGGAACAGCUCAUAUGUCCAAUGUGUAAUGCGAAUAUUCUAGCAGUCAACAGUCAUUUUACAUCAUGUCCAUGUGGCCUUUACAUCAACACGAUUGGCAGGAACGUUACAUCUGAAGUAUUACAGAAUCUUCUAGAAAGACGGGUCACAGAGCACAUGGAGGAAUGUCUGUACAAUCCCACGUUCUCCAUGGCCUUCAACACAGACGGCUCACCAAACCUCAUGCUCAGCUGUAAUGUGUGUGAUUAUCUUACAGUUGUACUGUGAGCGGUUCCUCCACAUAGAUCGUCGAUGGAUGCUUUUAAUUGUUUUGAAUUUAAAUUGAUUUUAUUUCUGUGAAAUAAUAAAGAAUUCUUUUAA